Salmo salar (Atlantic salmon) is the source of this 3584-nucleotide messenger RNA. It is a transcript of the gene slc34a1b, whose product is annotated as solute carrier family 34 member 1b. NCBI's taxonomy places the organism in Eukaryota, Metazoa, Chordata, Actinopteri, Salmoniformes, Salmonidae. Gene Ontology annotation, cellular component: apical plasma membrane; brush border; vesicle. Gene Ontology annotation, molecular function: sodium:phosphate symporter activity. The record is from RefSeq and is a predicted model, not a curated record. Gene Ontology annotation, biological process: intracellular phosphate ion homeostasis; sodium-dependent phosphate transport.
UCUCUCUUCAUAUUAGCACUAAGUAUAAUUUAACCACCUGGAGCACAUUCAAUGUUUUGUGGUUAAACACGUGAGUUGCUACUUUUAGACUUUGCACCUCAGACUCAGGAGGAGACAUACAAAAGCCAGGUCUCUCUCCUUCACACAUUGUCAAAAGAGGAGUAUACUGUCAUUGUUUGGUGGUAAAGUGUUGGGCAUAAGACGAUAUUGCUUCGUCAAUGUCCCAGACUCAGGCAGAGAGAAUGAGAUCAGUUUUCAUCAACGUCUCCAAGAUCCCCCUGCUCCUCCUCUUCCUGUACAUGUUCGUCUGCUCGCUGGAUGUUUUGAGUUCUGCCUUCCAGUUAGCAGGAGGUAAGGUGGCUGGGGACAUCUUCAACGACAACGCCAUCCUGUCCAACCCGGUGGCAGGGCUGGUGGUGGGCAUCCUGGUGACGGUUCUGGUCCAGAGCUCCUCUACCUCCACCUCCAUUGUCGUCAGCCUCGUCUCCUCGGGACUACUCAAUGUGAGGUCUGCCAUCCCAAUCCUCAUGGGAUCCAAUAUUGGGACGUCCGUCACCAACACCAUCGUUGCUCUGAUGCAGGCUGGAGAGAGGGAUGAGUUUGAACGGGCAUUUGCUGGAGCGACGGUGCAUGACUGUUUUAACUGGCUGUCAGUGCUGGUGCUACUGCCCCUGGAGGAAACCACAGGCCUGCUGAGAAGACUGUCUCAGGCCGUAGUUGACACCUUCCACAUCAGCUCUGGAGACAAAGCCCCAGAGAUGCUUAAGGUCAUGACUGAACCACUCACCAAACUCAUCAUUCAGUUGGACAAGUCUGUCAUCACAGGCAUCGCCAUGGGAGAUGAGGCCAUGAGUAACAGGAGUCUGGUGAGGGUAUGGUGUAAGAAUCACAUCCUAACGUCCUCUGUGAAUGUUUAUGUUGGUGAUUCCUUCAACUGUACGUCAAUACAACCCUGCUGGCAAAGCAAUGCAACAACCUGGACAACACAGAACAUGACUCUGCUUGUAAAUAUAGAAAAAUGCAGCCAUCUGUUUGUGGACUCGUUUUUGUCCGACCUGGAAGUAGGCAUCAUUCUGCUAGCCUGCUCUCUUCUGCUCCUGUGCACCUGUUUGUUGCUGCUGGUCAAGCUGCUCAAUUCCCUGCUCCAAGGCCAGGUGGCUAAGGCCAUCCAGAGGAUAAUCAACACAGACUUCCCCUACCCGUUUGGCUGGCUGGCAGGUUACCUGGCCAUCCUGGUGGGGGCUGGCAUGACCUUUGUGGUCCAGAGCAGCUCAGUGUUCACCUCUGCCAUCACUCCUCUCAUAGGUAUUGGUGUUAUCAGCAUUGAACGUGCCUACCCUUUGACCCUGGGGUCAAACAUUGGCACAACCGCUACAGCUAUCCUGGCAGCAUUGGCAAGCCCAGGGGACACGCUGGCUGCAGCUUUCCAGGUCGCCUUGUGUCAUUUCUUCUUCAACAUACUGGGCAUUCUGCUGUGGUACCCUGUGCCCACCACCCGCCUGCCCAUCCGUAUGGCCAGGACUCUGGGGCAGCGCACAGCCAAGUAUCGCUGGUUUGCUGUACUCUACCUGCUUCUGUGCUUCCUGCUCCUGCCCUCGCUCGUCUUCGCCCUCUCCAUGGCAGGCUGGCAAAUGAUGGCUGGGGUGGGCGUGCCCUUCGCUGCGGCCCUCCUCUUGGUGUCUGUGGUGAACAUGCUGCAGGUUCACAGGCCAGGGUGUCUGCCAGUGAGGCUGCAGAGCUGGGACUUCCUACCUGUCUGGAUGCAUUCCCUUCAACCCCUGGAUACCCUAAUCACCAAGGUGACCCUGUGCUGCGCUAAAGGAGCCAGCGAGCCUGGUCUGAUACAGUGCUCCAUGGACCAUGAUGGUCCUCAGAAGAGGAGCCACAUGGCUUUGGACAACCUUGUUCUGUGUUACAUAGACGAAGCCCCCACAGUGGUAAUGUCCCAGGGGGCAGACGAAGCCCCCACAGUGGUAAUGUCCCAAGCAGCAGACAAAGCCCCCACAGUGGUAAUGUCCCAGGGGGCAGACAAAGCCCCCACAGUGGUAAUGUCCCAGGGGGCAGACAAAGCCCCCACAGUGGUAAUGUCCCAGGGGGCAGACAAAGCCCCCACAGUGGUAAUGUCCCAGGCAGCAGACAAAGUCCCCACAGUGGUAAUGUCCCAGGGGGCAGACAAAGCCCCCACAGUGGUAAUGUCCCAGGCAGCAGACAAAGCCCCCAAAGUGGUAAUGUCCCAGGGGGCAGACGAAGCCCCCACAGUGGUAAUGUCCCAGGCAGCAGACAAAGCCCCCACAGUGGUAAUGUCCCAGGGGGUGAACAGGGUCAGGAGCACACGUCUGUAGAACAUAUGACACUGGAACAACAGAAAAACAGAGCAGAAUAUCUUGUGAAAGCAGCAUCGUGGACUGCAAGAAAUGUGCAGUGAUGAUCUAAUGUUAUGGAACAACGAGACUGGAGCAGAAAACUGUAGGAGCUUGUGGUUGCAUGAAAACAUGACCCCACUCACAGUCAGUUCUUUUAUGGAUUGCGGAAAUCAUGCAUGAUGCAAGCAGUUACAAAACAGUGUUUACUGUAGUUGAGUUAUGUCACACACUGUACAAAGCCAAGGAAUCAUUAAGAGUUUAUUAUUUACUCACAGUAACUCUAUUUCCAGACAAAUGUUUGGGCCUAUAGCCAACAGGACAUAUGUAUUAUACCAUCAUUUCCCACAAUCAGGAUAGAAUUUCACUUUCUGUCAAAACAAACACUUCUUCCUCUUUGCUAUCAGUCAGGAGAGGCAGUAAAUGUCUGUCUCUCUGCUGAAAAUGCAGGAAGUCUGAUUGAAUAGAAUGACAAAAACCACUCAGCCAAUUAAAAGGCCUUAAAAAAAGAAUACAAGUUAUGCAUAUGAAUGGCUGCGUAAUUGAAGCUAUAUAGGAGGGAAUGGACGCCUCCACUCGCUAAUUAUAAAGCGACGGGGCUCUGAAUGGUUGAUUAAACAUCCAUUUGGUGGCAUAAUGGCAAGUGAUUUCCCCAGUUUCAAUACAUUUUAGGCUUAACGUCUCCUCGCUACUCUUUGAACAAUUGGUACUUUAACCACAUGCAUAUUCCAGAGAGUUAAAAUGAGAUGAUUUGAUCAUUUUGUUCAAAAUCACAAUUAUUGUACAUAUAGGAGUUUCAUAUUUGGCAUGAGAUGGGAAGCAAUUGUUAUAUAUGCUAAAUGUAUCAAGUCAACUGUGUGUAACACAGAAAGACAUGAUUCUGCCUUUCCUAUUUAAAAGACACAGUAGAGCAGGGCAAAUGGCUUUUCACCGGACCAGUUUUUCCAACCGAGCUGAGACAGACAAGAGAGUUGCCAGUGUCAUGAAACUAGAAGCUAGAAUAGAAUUUAGUAAUAAUUCAGAAUAUACCACAUCUAACAGUCAGCAGAUAGGGAGUUUGAUAUCAUCCGUAAUAGCCAAGGACGAUAGAUGAAGAGCAGCCAUGAGAUGGCAUGUUUUUAUUAGAUAAAAAGUUCUUGAGGCAGACCUAUUUUAAGUGUAGGCUACUUUUCUUGUGACAGAAGCCUACAGAGCCUUCCAGUACAGAGCCCUAGACUACAUUUU